This is a messenger RNA of Staurois parvus, 258 nucleotides long. Lineage: Eukaryota; Metazoa; Chordata; Amphibia; Anura; Ranidae. The record is from the annotation of a GenBank genome assembly.
ACGAGCAGGGGCGAACUGACCAUUUGGAAACUUGGGCACUGCCCGAGGUCAGUAGGGGGCCCCAUGAGAUGCCCCUGGUACCUUUUUCAUAGGCUUUUUUGAGUUUGGGCAAGGACACAGGGGCCCCAUGAUCCCCUAUUGCCCGGGGGCCCUAUGAGUUGUCAGUCCGCCCCUGGUCACGAUGCUGCCUAUCCGUGCCACCUCAUCAGUGCCCAUCAGUGCUGCCUAUCAGUGCCCAUCAGUGCUGCCUAUCAGUGC